Molecule: messenger RNA, 1738 nt
Organism: Dendrobium catenatum
Lineage: Eukaryota; Viridiplantae; Streptophyta; Magnoliopsida; Asparagales; Orchidaceae
Exons: 10
Coding region: 221-1552 (443 amino acids)
Molecular function (GO): protein binding
Source: RefSeq, a predicted model, not a curated record
CUUUCUCAUCUUUGCUCUUUUGAUGUUUUUGUUCUUUUGAUGUCAAAAUCUGUAAUUGAUUAGCGAUAAGAUCUCGUGACUCGUCCGAGAGCUGCUCCUUUCAAACUAGGGUUCAUCUGUUGAUCGGCAUCUGUUAUUGGGUUUGUGGAAAUAAACAAUAUAAAAAGAGUCCCUUUGUCUCUUUUUUUGCUAUAUUCUGUGCUUACGUCUGCGAGGUGCCAUGUCUUUUAAUGGAGAUGAGGAUUUUGAUUAUGUGGCCGACGAGGGUGAUAUGGCCAAUGUGAUGGACGAUGAAAUGUUUGGGGAUUCCUUUGAGAAAGAUAGAGUUAAAGUUGAUGAUGAUUAUGAACUGCUCACUAGGGUGACAGAUACAUCCUCUGCACAAGCAAGGAGAGGAAAGGAUAUCCAAGGUAUCCCAUGGGACAAAUUGCAUAUAACUCGACAAAAUUAUAGAAAGACCCGAAUUGAUCAGUACAAAAAUUAUGAGAAUGUUCCAUCAUCAGGGGAGGAAAUGAAUAAGAAAUGCAAGCAAAUGGAAAUAGGUGGCAACUAUUAUGAGUUUCAAUACAACACAAGACUGGUGAAGCCAACAAUUCUUCAUUUUCAGCUGAGGAAUUUGGUAUGGGCUACUUCCAAGCAUGACGUCUAUUUUAUGUCAAAUUCGUCAGUUAUUCAUUGGUCUGCAACAUCUUGCAACUUGUCAGAGGUCCUCAAUUUUUCAGAACAUGUCGCUCCUAAAGAGAGACAUUCUGGUAGUUUGAUGGCAGGGUUUUCACGUACUCAAAUUAGCACGCUUGCAGUAAAGGACAAUCUACUAGUUGCAGGAGGUUUCCAAGGAGAGCUAACCUGUAAGUUUUUGAACCGGCCUGGGAUUAGCUUCUGCACCAGGACAACCUUAGAUGACAACGCAAUUACCAACGCCAUUGAUAUAUUCAAAGGUCUUAGUGGUAAUCUCCGAUUCAUGGCGUCCAACAAUGAUAGCAGCGUUCGGGAAUAUGAGACAGAAAGGUUUCAGCUCCUGAAUCAUUUUCGGUUUCCUUGGCCUGUAAAUCAUACAUCCAUAAGCCCUGACAGGAAGCUUGUUGCAGUUGUUGGUGACUGUUGUGAUGGUUUGCUGGUGGAUUCACAGAACGGGAAGACGGUGGCAACAUUUGCCGGACACUUGGAUUUCUCAUUUGCUUCAGCCUGGCAUCCCGACGGUCUGACCUUUGCGACGGGGAAUCAGGAUAGAACGGCCCGAGUGUGGGAUGUUCGAAACCUUUCAUCGUCGCUGGCAAUUCUCAAGGGCAAUCUGGGCGCAGUUCGUUCCAUCAGAUACUCGUCCGAUGGGCAGUUCAUGAUCAUGGCGGAACCGGCAGACUUCGUUCACAUCUUUAGCACCAAAGCUGAUUACAAGAAGAGGCAGGAACUAGAUUUCUUUGGGGAGAUAUCAGGGGUGGCACUGAGCCCAGAUGAUGAAUCUUUGUUCAUAGGAGUCUGGGAUAGGGUUUAUGCCAGCUUGCUACAGUACAGCAUGCGACACAAAUUCGGUUACCUAAACGCAUUCAUGUAAUGCUCUUAUUGUGUUCUGUUGUGUUCUCACUUCUCUGCCAGGGACUGGCUAAGCUGCUUAUUGUUGUUUAUUGAGCACUAGGGAAGAGAGAUGGAAGAGGAUAUAACUACACAUGUAUAGAACGUUGGAUUUUAAACUAAUGCCUUUUUUAAAUUUCUCAAUGCAUUUCUUAUGUAUUUGAUGCAA